This is a messenger RNA of Xenopus laevis (African clawed frog), 2327 nucleotides long. It is a transcript of the gene flt3lg.S, whose product is annotated as fms-related tyrosine kinase 3 ligand S homeolog. NCBI's taxonomy places the organism in Eukaryota, Metazoa, Chordata, Amphibia, Anura, Pipidae. The transcript has 12 exons. Gene Ontology annotation, molecular function: cytokine activity. Bases 947 to 1678 code for a protein of 243 amino acids. The record is from RefSeq and is a predicted model, not a curated record. Gene Ontology annotation, biological process: signal transduction. Gene Ontology annotation, cellular component: membrane; extracellular region.
UCCACCUCAAAUAAAGCAUCUUUGUGGAUUACAAGUGUCUGGAGAUUAAAGACAAAGACGGGCCAUUUCAGUAACAAUCCGGGACUGCAGGUUGAGCUGUCAAAAUCAGGACUGCAACGCGGAAAACGGGACAGUUGGGAGAAAUCAGAUCAAUCAAUGAAGCUUAAAAGCCUGAGAUGGUAUCUCCCUCCCCACGAGCUAUCAAAGCUGGGAGUGUACGAUCUGACAGGCAGCUACUUUCACUUUCUCUUUCAGGCAGCAGAAGCACAAUCUGUUUUUUAAUUUCACAUAGCUGUGAGAGGAGCAGAAGCCGGGCAGUGUCUGACUUGGAUUUGCCUCGUGGGGUGCCUGAGACACACAGAUACAUUGCAGCAACUCCGUAACUCUAUUCUCGUGAGCCCUACAGCAACAGCAGCCUAUCUCAGCCUUUCACUUGCAGACUCCUACAGGCACUACAGUUAAAUUGGCGUACACCUCCAGGCUUGUCCAAAUACCCCAUUAGCUGCAGGUCUGAGUACUCGUGCAACGCCCAUGUGCUGUCUGACCUUAACCCCAGGCUGGGGAAUUCCUGCUGGGUAGGUGAGUGGGCUUCAUGCUGCAGCAGCCUGCCUUUAAAUAAGCCUCAUCUGCAGAAACUGCAACUUCUAUCAGCUGAUGCCCUGGAGUAGAUCCCCAACAGAAAGGAUUGUGAUGUGACUAUAGGAACCCUGUGGAUGUCGCCCUAGUGGGUUUUAAAAGCUUUCUGAAAGAAUCACAAGGAGACUUCUGUAGCGUUGGAGAGAGAAACGGGGGAAUCCUGGGACUCAAUUGCAAGGGAAUUCAUCUCAGUUUAUCCCUCUAGGACAUAAAAUACUAUAAGGAUUGCAGGGAUUGCAGGGAGCCAGUAAGGAGCAACGGAAAGUUGUGACUCUUUGACACAGACGUUCUGUUCUUCAACAAUGAGGAGAUGAAUUUUUGCCAUGGGGCGCACUGCAUGAUUUGGGGUACGUGCUACAUGACACGGGGACCUGCUCUCGUGCUUCUAUUACUCUUGUUCCUCAACAAACCCUGUCUGGGAUGUAACUUCAACUAUAGUCCACUAAGUUCUACGUUUGAAGUCAAGAUUGCGGAACUGUUAAAGUACCUUCCUCGGGACUACACAGUUUCUGUGAUUUCCAAUCUUAAACCAGAUGCCCAUUGCUCUGAUCUGUGGAUGAUCUAUUUCAUAAGGAAGGAACUGGUGAGAAUAGAGGGUCUCUCUGGGGAAAAGUUGAAGGAGCAAGUAAUGUUUGUGCGGAGAGAGGUGGAAUUUAUUAACACAGAAUGUCAUUUUAAUGUCUCAGAAGACUGCAGAAUGGAGAAAAAGAAUGUCACUGACUUCUUGAACAUGAUGUCUUUGACUAUGAACUUCAUGAGGACUAAUAACAAAAUUAAAAACGACUUCUCCAACUGCACCAGGAUCUUCUGUGAAAAAGGUGCCUCUGUUAAUGAUACAACACAGCAACGAAAACAUGGUGCUACCUUUGAUUACCCGAAAGAUGAACCGACCGGGGAAGGUCAUAACUCCAGGGAUCAUACCCUUCCUAUCCUCACCUCCAUAGUUUCAGUCCUCAUACUCUGUAUAGUGUUAUUUGUAACAAAAAUGCUCUGCAAUAGAAACACCAGAAGACCAGAAGAUUUAGCAGAGAGGCAAGAGUGACAAAAGGUCCCCAUAGACGCAAAGAUUUCUCUUGCCGAACGACUGAUUUUAGCGAAGUCUGACCAAUACUUCGAAAUUAUCGUGCGGUUAGUGGGAUUUGAACGAUCGAACAUCUUACGAUUUUUCGGCCGACAUCUGUCAGGAAGUUGAUCGGCCAGGUGCAAUUGUCGGUCCCAGUGCAAUCUAUCUAUGUCUGCAGGGCCAAGCAGGCAGCUCCCCUUUGUUUUCCUGGCAAAUUGGUCUUUUUAGUUGAUGGACAAUUCACACGAUCGUUCCGAGAUAAUCGCAGUCUCACGAUGACCAUUGGAUCUUUUAAAAAUCGUAACAUCUAUGGCCAGCUUUAGGUUCUGGAUUAAUUGAAGAGGAACUAUCUGUAUCAUGGUCGACUUUCAAUCUAGUCAUGAUAUGAACAUAACUGUGGCCAGUGGUACUUUUUGGCAAGACUUGAGAUUGCAACAUGAUUUCAUAUCAUUAGGACUAAUUAAGGUCAGCGGACUUGUAAUGGUCAUUACAUAAUAACUGGUAUCUGAUCCUGAUGAGAAGAGUUAACUGAGACCCUGAUUUUAUAGGCAGACAUGCCUAUAGUAACGUUCUAGUGUUACCAUACUCCAACAGUAUUCUUUUAAUAAAAUAAUAAUAAUGAUGGCAA